CACGCGCACCCACGGCGGAGGAUGGACCCUGAACACGUCCCGAGUGGGAAUAGCGCGGCUCGGCUCGGCUCGGGUCUGCAGUGAACCACCGUCGGAGCGGAGGGAGGACCGGGCUCGGACAUCCGCGUCCCCGAGCAGAUGGGCGGGAGCUGAGAAGGCGGUGACACAACCAGCUCAUCAUGGCCGACAUGGCUUCGCUGCAGAUGACGGACGACACGUGGGCGAACGGCAGCUCGUCCGACCCCUCGCCGGGCCUCCCCCUGUUCCUGUUCAUGUUCAACGACAGCAUCCUGAGCGACGCCAACGCCACCAACUGCACCAACAGAACCUGCCUGGACGAGCCCAUGGGUCCGGGCGUGGCCGGCGUCCUCAUCCCCCUCAUUUACAUCAUCGUCUGCGUCAUCGGAUUGGGUGGGAACACUUUGGUCAUUCACAUCGUGUUGCACUACUCCAAGAUCGAAUCUGUCACUAAUAUCUACAUCCUGAACCUGGCCAUCGCCGAUGAGUUGUUCAUGGUGGGGCUGCCGUUCCUGGCGGUUCAGAACACGCUCCAGUCGUGGCCGUUCGGACCCGUCAUGUGCCGCCUGGUCAUGACCGUCGACUCCAUCAACCAGUUCACCAGCAUCUUCUGUCUGACGGUGAUGAGCAUCGACCGCUACCUGGCAGUCGUCCACCCCAUUCGCUCCUCUAAGUGGCGCCGCCCGAAGGUGGCCAAAAUGGUCAACGGCACCGUGUGGGCGCUGUCGUUUCUGGUCGUCCUGCCCGUUGUCAUCUUCGCCAAAAUCCAGAAACCGGGGGGAACUUGUAACAUCACGUGGCCGAAGCCGGCAGACAUCUGGCAGGCGGCGUUCAUCAUCUACACUUCCAAUGUUGGUUUCUUCUGCCCGCUGCUCAUCAUCUGCCUCUGCUACCUGCUCAUCGUUUUCAAGAUCCGCAGUUCGGGCAAGAAGGUGCAUGCCACGUCGACCAAGCGCAGGAAAUCCGAGCGCAAAGUGACGCACAUGGUGGUGAUCGUGGUAGCGGUGUUCGUCUUCUGCUGGCUGCCGUUCUACGCCCUCAACAUCAUCAACCUUCUGGUGGUGCUGCCGCAGGAGUACCAGGGGCUCUACUACUUCGUGGUGGUGCUCGGCUACGCUAACAGCUGCGCCAACCCCAUCGUCUACGGCUUCCUGUCGGACAACUUCAAGCGGGGUUUCCGGAAAGCACUCUGCCGUUCCACGAGGAAGGUGGAGAACCACGAACCGAUGGAGCGGCAGCAGCAGCAGGAUGAAGGCCGGCGGGCGCUGAUGCCCCGCGAGAGCCUGAGGCGGGUCAUCAGGGAUGAAGAGGAUGACGAGGACGAGGAUGUGUCCGAGAUGACCGAGAUCUACAGGAUCGCCCAGAAUGGAAACUGCAGCUUCCAGACCAACGCUUCGCAGCCGCUGUUCUCCGAGAGGCGAGCGACACCAGGCGCCACCGAGGCAUCAACGCCGGAGAAGAAAGACAAACCCGGAGACGCCAAAGUCAAGGAGUCGGCCAACGGAUCAACGCUGACGGUGCCGCUGCUUCUCAACGGGACAAAAAACGGAAGCAUCAAAACUCUACCAGAGGAAAAUGUGGAACAGGGAACCUCGUUGGAGAUAAGUUACUUAUAAUGUAGGAUGUAAAGCAUCAGAACGUCUUCACAGCCUCUAAACGCCAAAAAAUAUUUCCGAUGAACCCGUGAACGAACGUCCUACAAACUGGUUUUAUGAUCAAAGUUCAGAGGGUGAACGUCUGAGCAUCAACCGGCGGCGUGGACGUGUUUGUGAGCUGUAUAUUCUGUACAAAUGCACGUCUGAAUGUACUUUUACCGCUUUGUACCUAUGGCAUUUGUUUUAAAUCCGUGUAUCGUUUGUUCUCUUCAUAUUCAAUUGAGAAUCCAUGAUC
Messenger RNA from Sphaeramia orbicularis (orbiculate cardinalfish), 1908 nucleotides. It is a transcript of the gene sstr3a, whose product is annotated as somatostatin receptor 3. Gene Ontology annotation, cellular component: neuron projection; plasma membrane. Gene Ontology annotation, biological process: neuropeptide signaling pathway. Bases 180 to 1634 code for a protein of 484 amino acids. The record is from RefSeq and is a predicted model, not a curated record. Gene Ontology annotation, molecular function: somatostatin receptor activity; neuropeptide binding. NCBI's taxonomy places the organism in Eukaryota, Metazoa, Chordata, Actinopteri, Kurtiformes, Apogonidae. The transcript has 2 exons.